Molecule: messenger RNA, 799 nt
Organism: Ascochyta rabiei
Lineage: Eukaryota; Fungi; Ascomycota; Dothideomycetes; Pleosporales; Didymellaceae
Product: 3-oxoacyl-[acyl-carrier-protein] reductase
Exons: 1
Coding region: 1-663 (220 amino acids)
Molecular function (GO): oxidoreductase activity, acting on the CH-OH group of donors, NAD or NADP as acceptor
Source: RefSeq, a predicted model, not a curated record
AUGGCAUCUCGAAUCCGCCAUGUCCUUAUUACAGGCGGCAGCCGAGGUAUUGGCCUUGCAAUCGCACAAGCUCUCGCCAGACAGUCGUAUCGCUGCACUCUAAUCUCCCGCUCAGAAAAGCAUCUCAAAGCCGCCUUGACCACCCUCAGUCCCAUCACAGCAACACCACACGGGUAUGUCGCAGGAUCGAUUGCGUCACCAGACUUCUGGACUACCACAAACUUCUCCUCAAACGGGCUCGUCAAAGGAGAUGAUGCAUCCAAGAUAGACGUUCUUGUGAACUGCGCGGGCAUAACGCAAUCCCGUCUCUUCACUACCACGCCUACAGAGGAUAUCGAAUCCAUAGUCGAGACAAAUCUCACAGCCCUAAUGCUCGGCACGCGCUUCUUGCUACGCAACAAAUAUCUGCACUCGACAACUAGGUCACGCUCUUCUGUGGGGCAAACAGGCCUCACGCCAAGUAUCAUCAAUGUAUCAAGCUUACUGGGAGUGAAUGGAGGAUACGGUGCCGUAGCGUACGCAGCAAGCAAAGCAGGGGUUCUGGGUUUCACCAGGGCGUUGGCAGCAGAGUACAUGGGACAUGGAGUGAGAGUGAACGCGAUUGUGCCAGGGUAUGUGGAGAGUGAUAUGACUAAAGGUACGUUGGCGUAUGGUUGCGGGUAAGGUAUACAAGAUGCUAAUAGUCAUUCGAUCUCAACACGCCGCAGUUGAAGGACAGGAUACCACUCAAAAGAUUCGGUCAGCCAGAGGAAAUUGCACAUGCAGUGGUGUUUCUCAUAGAAAACCAGUAUGCGCAUAA